Messenger RNA from Talaromyces stipitatus ATCC 10500, 2454 nucleotides. RefSeq names its product topoisomerase II associated protein (Pat1), putative. The coding region runs from base 1 to 2454 and encodes 817 amino acids. The transcript is spliced from 3 exons. Gene Ontology annotation, molecular function: RNA binding. NCBI's taxonomy places the organism in Eukaryota, Fungi, Ascomycota, Eurotiomycetes, Eurotiales, Trichocomaceae. The record is from RefSeq and is a predicted model, not a curated record. Gene Ontology annotation, cellular component: P-body. Gene Ontology annotation, biological process: P-body assembly; deadenylation-dependent decapping of nuclear-transcribed mRNA.
AUGUCUUUCUUCGGCUUCGACACCAACCUGCCGAGAGAUCGCCAGGCUGGUCAGCAGUCUAGAGGCAUAUUCGAAAAUCCAGAUCCGUUUGCUGAAGUCGCUCGCGCUCAAGCCCAGGGCUUGACUAUUGACGAUGAUGAAAUUGAUUUCGAAGAUACGUACGAUGGCCUCGGCGACCAGCUUGACGACGACCAGGAUGCGUUCAACGACGAUACCUUUGGAGGUGGAGAAGGCGUUGGGAAGGACUUUGAUUUCUUCGGUAGCACUGCCCAGAUCUCUGAUGUGAUCAAUGAGGAACAAGUUCGUUACAAUCUGCAGCACUCCAAAAAGUCGGCGCCAUUGGCCACCAAGGAAGCUCCUGUACCUGCUCCUACCUCUGGACAGGCGCCGUCAAUCCCUCGCCUGCCGAAGAAGACUGGUUACGAAAGAUAUCAGGAUCCUGGCUUCAUUCCAGAGAUUACAGCCAAGUCAAGUGUCUGGGGAACGACGACCCAAACUACAAAACCUGCCGAGCAUGCACCGCAGCCAGCUGCGGCCGCACCUUCGCGCAAGAUGAUGAGUUUGGAGGAAGUUGAAGCUCAACUGCGACAACAACCCCAGCAUUUCCCGCAACCCCAGCAGCCAAUGCCGUACCAUGAGUUGCCUCAGGCAAUGCCGCGCGGCCCUCAAAUGCCAUUUUUGCCAGAGGCCGAGUUGAUUGCUAUUGAACAGCAGGCUUUAGCUAUGGGAAUUCCUCCAGCACAGCUUCUACAGCGAUUACAGCAGAUGCCACCUCCUGGUUUUAUGCCGGGACCGCCGGGACCCCCUGCUCCAUUACCAAGACAACCCCCAGUGCAGCCUCAGCCUCCGCCUCAGCCUCAACCCCAGCAGCAACCUCAACCGCCACGUCAGCCAGCUGCACCCGCUCAACGACUGCCUCAACAGCCGCCAACCGGUGCUCCUGGUCUCCCAGUCAUUACCGAUCCUCAGCAAUUGAUGAACCUCACAGAGGACCAGCGUGUUGCUUACUUGAUGGAAGAUGCCAAGCGUGCUAAACGUAACCACAAGAUAUUCAUCCUUUCUCGCGGCAACGGGUUGAUGACACCACAAGAUAAGAACUUCAUCACCCGAAUCCAGCUCCAACAGCUUGUUGCCGCUACCGGAAAUGUGGCAGAAGCAGAUACAGAGUCUCUCCUGUCCGAAGACUUUUAUUACCAAGUGUUUAGCCAGAUCCGUGGUGCCCCGCGUCAACAUCCUCGUCAACCGUUGGGCCAUUUUGCUCAAACAUACCUUUUCCAGACGGGAAACCGCAGUGGUGGUCAUGGUCGACGACAGUAUCAAAACGCGGAUAAUCAUAUGCAACGUAUGCAACAGCAAGUGCAGCGUGCCGUUGAGGCAGCCAAGGCGAAACCUAAAAACCAACAACUCAUUAUUGAAGGUAGUUUGGGAAAAAUCUCGUUCAGCAAUGCCAAGGCUCCGAAAACUUCAUUAAACAUUAAGAGGCCCGAAGGAGCGGACUUGAAGCCGAAGCGAGCGACUGCGGACCUCAGUGCUAGUGAUCGGAAAUCAGUGCUGAGCAAUAUCGAAAAUGUCUACACUAUAUUAAUGAAAAUGGAAGAUCUAGAACGGACAAUGCCACCACCACCGGAUGAGAAUGAUCCGAACUCGGUUGAACAUCAUAUGGAAUGGAGGCAGAAGAUGCAAACACUGAACUCGAAGCUGUGGCAAAGUAUGAAGGUCCUCGAACCUAUCGUCCCCGGCUCAACUGUGGCGCAUCCCUUCAUUGCUUUCCUGUCUUAUCCCAAGGGCAAGAAGGCUAUUCCUCGCCUUUUCCGUCAAAUCGAUCAGGAACAGCGGGUUACUGUUUUGACCAUGAUUGUCGUCAAUCUAGACACUCUUGAUGUCGUUCGUAAGGGUCUCCUUAAUCCAGGCGAAACCCAACUCCCAGCGGCAUCUCGUGAAGAUAUCGAAUUAUUUUCUCAGGCUGUAAUGCCAAGUCUACUUGGUUAUGUCAACGAGGCAUCUUUUAACAUCAUCAUUGGUCUCCUCGGCGUUCUACUCGCCCAGACACAUGUUCAAUUCGUUGCUCGAACACGGGUUGGACUAGGAAUCAUGACUAUGCUGCUCAGCCGUGCAGCCAUUAUCAAAGAAGCCGGUCAAGCCGACGAACACGAAUGGCAGCAGUGGAUAGAAAAGUUCAAUCAGUUGUUCGAUGCUCUGGAGCCUGGUUUGGCUGACAUAUUCCCUGGAUCUAUCAACACCGGCGAUGAUAUGUACGUCUGGCAAUUCCUAGCAGCCAUUGGUAUUGGAGCUAGCCAAGAACAACAGCAGCGGCUAGUCAUUGCUGUCAAGGAUCGCGUUAUGGAGACCGUUGCCCAGAGCAAGACUCUUCCACCUGACAUGGCAAGCCAGCGUCUCAACAACGUCAACCUAUUCAUGCGCGCCAUCGGGCUCGACGUUGAGCUACUCGGUUAG